UGUGCAAGGCGCCGCGGCCGCUUGGCUCUGGCGGUGGACCCGCACAGCAGCAUCCUCGCGGCAGCCGCCACCGCUGCACCCCCGGUCAGGUGACAUUCACCAUCACUGUUUCUCCUUUCGUCUUUGUCAUCAUCGCCACCAUCAACAGCAUCUCUCUUCUUCCUUCAGAAUUCUCAAGUUCUGUAAAGGCAAGCAUGCCCUUUGAGAAGGGUGGCCUGGAUAAAUCCUGAUCUCAUAAUCCACACAGAAUCUUUCUCUAACCAGAAACUGAUUUAUCAUGCAGCCCCAUUGCUGGAGAGGACUGUCAGCUGCUUUCUCUGCGUAGCUGCCAUCACAUGCCUCCCCACUGGAGCCCAGGAAGCCUGACCACAGACCAGCAUCUCCAAGGCAUGAAUAAUUAGGUAGGCAUAAUGGAAGGCUCUCACUGCACCCUCCAGUUGCAUAAGCCCAUCACUGAGCUCUGCUACAUCAGCUUCUAUCUUCCAAAAGGGGAAGUCAGAGGAUUUUCAUACAAGGACACUGUAACUCUAGACAGAUCCAAUAAAGCUUUUCAUAGCUGCUACCAAGUCAGGGAGGGGCCAGACAUCACCAGCCUCAGCCAGCAGCCCAGUGAACAUCCAGGCGACAUAUUUUUCAAGCAGACUCCCACAAAAGACAUCCUGACUGAGCUAUACAAACUCACAGCAGAGAGGGAGAGACUCCUGGCCAAUCUGCUGAGCUCAGGCCACAUCCUGGGCAUUUCAAUGGGGAACCAAGAAGGGAAGCUGCCGGAGCUGUCUGUGAGCCUGGCCCCUGAGGACAGCUACUUCCAGAAUGCUGGUGACUGGUGUGGGGAUCUCCCCAUGGGCUCUCUCAAUAAGAGAAGCACCCAAGGGAACAAAAAGCUCCGGAGGUCUGGCGGAAGGAGAGAGAGCCCUGAGGCACCCUUGCAGAAGAAAACCAAGAGGAAAGGGCGUGGCCACCAGGAGCGAGCUCCUCAGAUGGGGAAGGACCAGAUCAGUUGCAACAAUUCCCUUCCUUCUGCAGCAAGGCCUAAUCUUGGGCUCCUGGAAGAAAGAAGAAACUUGGUUCCACAGGGUGCACUAAGCUUUUCCGUGCCUAGGAGAGAGAGCUGCCCUGCAGACAUCCUUAGGAUACCAGAUGCAAACCUGGGUUUUGGAAACUCCAGGAGGGACUCAGAGGACAUUGAACUUGCAGGAGGAACCUGCGACAUCAGCUCCACUGGGGCAGAAGGUGCUGGGGCUCAGGGUCAGCCCAGGAGUCUUCACAAGCUGGAGCCUCAGCAGGAGGCCCCCAAGAAGCCCCCAGGAACAGAGAGAGGCGGGGCUCGUAAGUCAAAGUCCUUGGAGAGGACUUGCAGGAAGAAACCUGUUUCCAAAGUGGUGGCCAAGGUCCAGGAACUGUCUGUUCAAGUACAAACAGUAGCUGAGAUUCAUCCUGAAGAUGAGGAAAGGAUUGUCUUUUGUGCAGAGGCCCAAGAUAAAUUUAUCCCUAAAGUGGACUUACUCACAGUCCCAGAAGUGGACUCUGAGGAUCAGGGUUCCAGGUGGCGGGGGGAGGGACAGCAAGAGGACAGAUCAUUAUGGUCCUCUGGUAGAGAAAGAGCCUCCGUUUCUGAUCCACCAGUCAGCACUGCGGGGGCUGUCAACAAGGUCCUUCUGAAGGUACUAAACAGCGAGAAGUUAGAUGAAGCCACUGAGGGGAAAAGAUUGGGCUUCCCUCUGAGCAUAAGGGUCAAUCACACCCUUUCAGAAGCCAAAAGCCAAAAGAAGUCUGGGUUUCCCCAAGGUGGCUCCAAAUCCUUGUCUGUGGAUCUGCCCCAUAUUGUAGGUCCUGACUCUCCACGGCUCAGAGGUGAUGAGAAGAUGCCAUCUCUCCCAGCAUCUGCAGCUCUCAGCAUGGUGUUUAAUAAUUCAUCUCCUCGCUCGAGCACACUCAGCCAGCUGUCACCUGUUUCCUUGUCACUAUCUCCAAGGUGUCCCAGCCCUCAGCAACACCAUAGGAUCCUCCGGCUCCCUACACUGCCUGGUGAAUGGGAAGCUGUUCUUCAUGAGUCUCUGGACAGAAAUAAAGCGGUCUCCUCUCAGGGCCACUCUGCUGACAUCUUGGAGCCAGUAUCUUCUGCAAAGGUCACGGAGACCAAAGGAGCCAGCCCCACCUCCCUCCCUUGGUUGGUGCCCGGGGAGCCUUUGGAAAAGAGCUUGAGGCCAGGGAAGACCACAGCUCAGCCUCAACACCAGUCACCUCCAGGCGUCUCUUCAGAGGGCUUUCCCUGGGAUGGCUUCAGUGAGCAGACAACAAAGGACCUUCCCAACAAGGAUGGAGGUUCUUGGGUCCUGGGCUACAGAGCUGGACCACCCUGUCCAUUUCUGCUCCGUGAGGAAAGAGAAAAGUCAAACAGAAGUGAAUUGUACUUGGAUCUCAAUCCUGAUCAGAGCCCCACAGAGCAGGACGACAGAACUCCUGGCCGACUCCAAGCUGUCUGGCCACCCCCAAAGACAAAAGACACAGAAGAAAAAGUGGGAUUGAAGUACACUGAAGCAGAAUAUCAAGCUGCUAUUUUACACCUGAAGAGAGAACACAAAGAAGAAAUUGAAAACCUGCAGGCUCAGUUUGAACUACAGGCAUUUCAUAUCCGAGGUGAGCAUGCAGUAAUAACAGCAAAACUAGAAGAAACAAUCGAAAAUCUCAAAUACCAGCUAGAGCACCGAUGGGGUGGAGGAUGUGAGGAGAUGAGAGAUGCAUGCAUCUCCACUGAUGACAACUACCCUCCAAAGACCUACAGGAAUGUAUGCAUCCAAACAGACAGAGAGACCUUCCUCAAGCCCUGUGAAGGGGAAAGCAAGACAACCAGAAGCAACCAGAUAGUCCCCAAGAAGUUGAACAUCUCCUCUUUAAGCCAGCUCUCUCCCUCAAAAGACAACAAAGACAUCCAUGCAACACUUCAUACGGGAGAAAACAUGUCAUCAAGUCAGCAGAAAACAUCACCUCCACCUCCCCCACCACUACCUCCUCUCCCUCCUAUCCCUCCCCCUCCACCCCUUCCACCUGGACUUGGACUUUUGCCACCAGCUCCUCCCCUACCACCUGUGAGUGCUGGGCCACCACCCCCACCACCUCCACCACCCCCACCACCUCCCUUACCUCUAAGUUCUGGGCCACCCCCUCCUCCUCCCCCUCCACCACUUCCUAAUACCCCUCCUCUGCCCAACAGUGGAGGGGUGCCCCCUGCUCCAGUGCCCCUGGGACUUGUACCCCCACCUCCUCCUGGACUCUCCUUUGGACUCAGCUGUCCUUCUAGCCAGUGUCCUCGUAAACCUGCCAUUGAGCCCACUUGUCCCAUGAAGCCUUUAUACUGGACUAGAAUACAAAUAAGUGACAAGAGCCAAAAUGCCACACCAACUUUAUGGGAGUCCUUAGAAGAACCUCAUAUUCGGGACACUAGUGAGUUUGAAUAUUUAUUCUCCAAAGACACAACUCAACAAAAGAAAAAACCUCUGUCAGAGACCUAUGAGAAAAAGAACAAGGUCAAAAAGAUUAUCAAGUUAUUGGAUGGAAAACGAUCUCAAACUGUGGGAAUCUUGAUAUCUAGUUUACAUUUAGAAAUGAAGGACAUCCAACAGGCCAUUUUUAAUGUGGAUGACUCUGUGGUCGAUCUGGAGACCCUGGCGGCCUUAUAUGAAAAUCGAGCCCAAGAAGAUGAAUUGAUUAAAAUAAGAAAGUACUAUGAGACAUCCAAAGAAGAGGAGCUAAGGCUGCUGGACAAACCUGAACAAUUUUUACAUGAGCUAGCUCAGAUUCCUAAUUUUGCUGAACGUGCCCAGUGCAUAAUCUUCAGGUCUGUGUUUUCUGAGAGCAUCACCUCCUUGCACCGAAAAGUAGAGAUUGUUACCCGAGCCUCUAAGGGCUUGUUGCACACGAAGAGUGUGAAGGAUAUCUUAGCUCUCAUUUUGGCUUUUGGAAAUUACAUGAAUGGAGGAAAUAGGACUCGGGGCCAAGCGGAUGGAUAUAGCUUAGAAAUUCUGCCGAAACUCAAGGACGUCAAAAGUCGGGAUAAUGGAAUUAAUUUGGUGGACUACGUUGUGAAGUAUUACCUGCGUUACUAUGAUCAGGAAGCUGGAACGGAAAAGAGUGUUUUCCCUCUGCCUGAACCACAAGAUUUCUUUCUGGCCUCCCAAGUCAAGUUUGAGGACCUCAUAAAAGAUUUAAGAAAACUGAAGAGGCAACUAGAAGCAAGUGAGCAACAGAUGAAGGUGGUGUGUAAGGAGUCCCCAAAGGAAUACCUCCAGCCUUUCAAGGACAAGCUAGAGGAGUUCUUCCAGAAAGCCAAAAAAGAACAUAAAAUGGAAGAAAGCCACUUGGAGAAUGCCCAGAACAGUUUUGAAACAACGGUGGGAUAUUUUGGGAUGAAGCCAAAGACUGGUGAGAAGGAGAUCACACCCAGCUAUGUGUUUAUGGUGUGGUAUGAGUUCUGCAGCGACUUCAAAACGAUUUGGAAACGAGAGAGUAAGAACAUUUCUAAAGAAAGACUAAAAAUGGCUCAAGCUUCAGUCAGCAAGUUGACAUCAGAGAAGAAAGUGGAGACAAAGAAAAUCAAUCCUACUGCUAGUCUGAAAGAACGACUACGGCAAAAGGAAGCCAGUGUGACCACCAACUAAGAUGCAAGUCCAAUAAAGUGAUGGCCAUGAGACACACCACCCUCAUUGCCAAGGAAGCUCUGGAAAGAUUUGUUAGAAGACGCUGGUUUUUGCUGGUCUCUUUUGGAGGUCAUCUGCAGAUAGUGCCCUGUGCCUUCUUGAAGACAUCCCUUAUUAAGCCACAGGAACAAUGAAAGGCUAUGUGAGGGAUGAUUUCAGGAAUAUUUGACUAUUUCUUAUAGAAGCCCAAAGCCCAGUCUGUUAUAGACCCAAAAGAAACAUGGAGAUUUUCAUUUUACCAUAAAAGCUGAGACUUCAGGCUUCCUAUCAUAUAAAAUGUGACCUUGUCACAGAAGAGGAGAUGCAUCUUUUAUGAUGAUUGCCUUGGGAGAAUUCAAGUUUCUUACAUGCUUUUGUUUUAUGUAUUGGUCUUAAUUUUGAUCCUGUCGUAUCAAGGUUCUAUAGUAUCUUUCUCUAACAAAAUGUUGAAACUUACAAAAACUGUUUUUGAAGAGAUUUAACACUUUGUGUCUCCCAGACCAGGGAAGUAAUUUUGUUGUUGAUGAUGAUGAUGGGGAUUGUGCUGAUGCUGAUGCUGUAGUGAAAAGGAGAAAGAGGGGCUGGAGAGAUGACUUAGUGGCUAAGGCACUUGCCUGCAAAGC
Molecule: messenger RNA, 5299 nt
Organism: Jaculus jaculus (lesser Egyptian jerboa)
Lineage: Eukaryota; Metazoa; Chordata; Mammalia; Rodentia; Dipodidae
Gene: Fmn1
Product: formin 1
Exons: 21
Coding region: 411-4658 (1415 amino acids)
Biological process (GO): actin nucleation
Cellular component (GO): actin filament; endoplasmic reticulum membrane; nucleus
Molecular function (GO): microtubule binding
Source: RefSeq, a predicted model, not a curated record